Hibiscus syriacus is the source of this 1135-nucleotide messenger RNA. Its product is annotated as nuclear pore complex protein NUP35-like. Lineage: Eukaryota; Viridiplantae; Streptophyta; Magnoliopsida; Malvales; Malvaceae. Gene Ontology annotation, cellular component: nuclear pore central transport channel; nuclear pore nuclear basket; nuclear membrane. The record is from RefSeq and is a predicted model, not a curated record. The transcript has 4 exons. The coding region runs from base 142 to 1134 and encodes 330 amino acids. Gene Ontology annotation, biological process: NLS-bearing protein import into nucleus; regulation of DNA-templated transcription; nuclear pore organization. Gene Ontology annotation, molecular function: phospholipid binding; structural constituent of nuclear pore; single-stranded DNA binding.
UCCGUGGUUUAGGGUUUCCAAUAUAAACUUCCUUCACUGUUGUUUUGAAGGGCAACCUUCUGCGGCCCUUCAAUUUGGGAAAAUUUCCGACGGACCUCAACUCAAGAACUUUUUUGUCAAGUGCUCCUAUUAUCAAAGGAAAUGAGCACUGCGAUUCGUACAACUCCGAAAUCCGGGAGUAAGUCUUUGUUUUUCCAAGAUUUAGCUUCACCAAUCUCUGCCCGCAGAGGGAAAUUCUCUAGUCCAGGUCAAUCAGCUGCUGUCUCAGCACUAUGGAAGGAGAAUUUCGGAGGUUCAGAUCUUCCACCUCCUCCUAUGUACACAUUGGAAGACCGUUUGGAUUUAUCUCCUGAAUCCGGGAUAUUGGAUUACCCUAUGUCUCCCGAAUGCAAGUCAGACCAAAGAAGUCCGGUUCAAAGUUCUGGACAUGACUUCUUAACUCUGGCAAAGUCCAAGUCAGGGGCAAGCACUUCAUUUGUUAUACUUAAUGGGCAGCAGAAUCAGCUGAAUGCUACGAGUUCGAGUUGGUGGUCACAUGCAAAGAUGAGUGGUAGCGAGCAGGAUGAGAAGGGAAAGGGUUCUCCUGUCGAGGGUGUGGUUCAGCCUGGUGCUUUGAUCACACUUCCGCCUCCAAGGGAGGUUGCUAGGCCUGAAAUACAAAGGAAUUGCGUACCCACAGGCAAUCUUGAUGAGGAAGAAUGGGUCACAGUUUACGGGUUUUCUCCCUCGGAUACAAAUUUAGUUUUGCGAGAGUUUGAAAAGUGUGGUGUGAUAUUGAAGCAUGUUCCUGGUCCAAGGGAUGCUAACUGGAUGCACAUUCUUUAUCUGAAUCGGUCUGAUGCUCAGAAGGCUCUCAGCAAGAAUGGAAUGCAAAUCAAUGGAGUACUAAUUGUCGGUGUGAAGUCAGUGGAUCCAAUGCAACGCGAGGCCCUAAACGAAAGAAUGAAUAAUCAGGGUUUCAUGACUUUGCCCCCACCAUCGAGUAGAACAUCGGAGCUGAACAAUUUCCGACCAUCGCGCCCUUACUAUCUUCAAAAUGGCAAUGCCAACGCACGUCAUUCAGGAGGCGCAGCUAUUGCAAACCCUACAAAAUCGCUAGGGGCCAAAGUCAUGGAAUACAUGUUUGGAUAUUAGG